UGCCAGAGAUCUCUGGCUCUUCGGUACCAGUUCCUCCGCUCGCCGCCCGGCAUCCCGGCAGACAGUGACCCCGCCGUCACCUUCACUCGGCUCGGGCGGAAACCCCGCGGCGACGCCCGCAUCUCAGGCGGUGGAAGGAGACGCGCAGUCUCGGAAGAGAGGGAUAGAGCGACGCGCGCAUCCGUACGUCUGCAGCACUCCAUCUGCGGGUACCGCACCGGGAGCUGAGCGAAGGAGACGGUGACGGUAAAGCGAGCCGAGCAGACGGACGGAUGUGUUGGCGUUAGGGGGCACAGGGCUCCCUCUAUCUAGCCGCUUGUGCGAAUGGGAUCAGGUGCCCAUUGUUGCCACUGCAGAAGGGAGGGGGGCCUCCGCGAGCCAUGCGGCAGUGGUGUCUCCCGGCCAUUGCUCCCAGCUCCGAUGCUCUUCUGACGGGUGUGCCGUCUCCCCGGCUCCCUGGCGCGCUGUUAGAGAGGACCAUCCUAAAGAUUGAUACAGAGUGCAGUGAUGCCAGGAUGGAGUGCUGUGACGUGGAGCCGCGCUACACCAUCGAGCAGAUCGACCUGCUGCAGAGGCUCCGUCUGUCGGGCAUGUCCAAGCCGCAGAUCGUCCAUGCCCUCGAGUCCCUGGAACGCCUGGACCCGAUCCCCGGCCCCGCCCCCGCCCCCGCCCCCGCCCAGUCAUCCUCCUCCCUCUCCUCCUCCUCCUCACUCACCUCCGCCACCACCCAGACCCCCAGCCUGGACGCGUCGCCGUCGCCCAGCAACAGCUACGAGGCCUCCCCCCCGCCCCUCUACCCUACCAGCGGAGGUCAGAGGUCGUUCUGCUAUGACCUGGUGGAGGAGGACUGGGACCUGGAGGAGAGGGUGGAGGAGUACAUGAGACGGGACAGCAACAUGGUGAAGGAGGAAAUCAAAGUGUUUCUGAACAGCAGGAGGAUCUCACAGGCGAUCGUUGGACAGGUGACAGGGAUCAGCCAGAGCUACAUCUCCCAGUGGCUCCUGCAGCAGGGCCUGGAGAUGAGUGACUCCAAGCGCCGAGCCUUUUACCGCUGGUACCUGCUGGAGCGCAGCAGCCCAGGAGCGACGCUGUCGUUUCGGCCUCUUGUGAAGGAGGAGCCCGAUUGGAGGACCAGCAUCAGCCCUGGGGGGGGCGGGGCCGUGCUGCCUGGGGGCGGGGCUGGAGUGGCACCUGUGGGCGGGGCCAUGAGGCUACGCAGAGGCAGCCGCUUCACCUGGAGGAAGGAGUGCCUGUCAAUCAUGGAGGGUUUCUUCGUGGAGAAUCAGUAUCCUGAUGAGGCCAAGAGAGAGGAGAUCGCCAACGCCUGUAAUUCCGUCACCCAGAAACCAGGCUGCAGGCAGUCAGAGUUUGAGCGGGUCACAGCGCUGAAGGUUUACAACUGGUUCGCCAACCGGAGGAAGGAUAUGAAAAGGCGAGCCAACAUAGAGGCCGCCAUCUUGGAGAGCCUGAGCCCCAGCUGUCACUCAAACGGAGAGGAGGCGGAGCCUCCGGAGCUCACCGAACAGAUGGGCGGAGACCUCCGCCAGACCACACUCUAUCAGGAGGAAGUGUCCACCAGGAAGGACUGUGAGAAAGACGCAUCCUUGUUGGUUACCGGGGCAAUUUCUCUCCCGAGUCCUUCCCAGCACCUGGCCAAUCAAAAGCCGGACGAACUGAAAACGGAAACCGCUGACGAGGAGUGAGCCUCCGGGGAACCGCCGGGAAGAGGAUCAUGGGACACGGAGUUCCACCCAGGAUUCCUACACUCCAGCUAGUGCCACUAUAAAUAUUUAUGACAGUUAACAGUUAACCCCCCAGACAACUCUUUGGGUGAAUUCAGGUAAUGUUUGUACAUUUAAUCCAGACUGGGGGCAGAAACUGAGGUGUCCCAAAUUAUCUGAAUUCACUUACAUAGUGACCUAUAUACAGUGCACUCUGACAAUGUAAUAACAGAUGACUCUUGAUGGAAGCUGAUGCUGGACGAUGGGCCCUUAAACCCCCAAACUGAGCCGCGAAGGCCACCCUCCCCUUACCUCAGUUUACUUUAUUUUUACCUUUUUUCGUGAACAGCUCUAUUUGUCCAAUUCUGGACAGCCGUGGUUGUGGUUGGAUAAACCUGCAGGGCGGGAUUAAAAGGAGUGAAAGUACUUUUGUUGUUGUUGUUGUUGUUGAUGUUGUUAUUUCGUCUCUUGUGUGGGUGAGGGUUAAGACAACAUUUAUCAACUUGUGAUGGACAUGUUUCCCUGCAACAUGUAUGUUUUCAUUCCUGUGUACACCUGGACAUCAUCGCUGAAUGGAUCUAUUAUCGAAUGGAUCAAUAAAUGUAAGAUCUCUCCUGAA
Molecule: messenger RNA, 2340 nt
Organism: Conger conger (European conger)
Lineage: Eukaryota; Metazoa; Chordata; Actinopteri; Anguilliformes; Congridae
Product: homeobox-containing protein 1-like
Exons: 11
Coding region: 381-1703 (440 amino acids)
Biological process (GO): positive regulation of DNA-templated transcription
Cellular component (GO): nucleus
Molecular function (GO): double-stranded telomeric DNA binding
Source: RefSeq, a predicted model, not a curated record